Messenger RNA from Hibiscus syriacus, 685 nucleotides. RefSeq lists its product as uncharacterized. The transcript has 3 exons. NCBI's taxonomy places the organism in Eukaryota, Viridiplantae, Streptophyta, Magnoliopsida, Malvales, Malvaceae. The record is from RefSeq and is a predicted model, not a curated record. Bases 324 to 608 code for a protein of 94 amino acids.
CUCGUUUUUACAUUGUAACGUCCCUUCCAAAGAGAGAAAUCAAGGAGAAGAAAUGGGGAGAAUGAGCCGAUGACAUAUUAAAGAUCCACAAUUUUACUCAUUCUUUGCUUAUUCCCUUUGAUCUUCCUACCUUCAUUUUCUCAACUAUUUGGUAUGAUCAUCCCGUUUUUCUCUUUUCUGGGUUUUUUUUAAAGAACUGAAAUUGGUUACAUUAUUUCUCUAAUGGGAUCAAAGGAUUAGAAAGCAUCUGCUACGAUCGGUCAGGAAUGGGAACGUUUUAGGUUUCAGGUCACAUUGGUUGAGGUCUUUUCAAUCUCAAAGCUAUGGUUCUCGACGGACUCGUAUCUUCUCCCCUUCGAAUGUCAGCGUCGACGAGAAGGCAAUUCUCGAAAGAUGAGUUUGGGAACUGGUCAACCCUCGUCGAGAGGCAUAGGUUCCUGUUAACAGCAUUGGGAGUCUUGGCAUUCCUCUGCACCAUCUACCUUUACUUCGCUGUUACAUUAGGGGCCACCAAUACGUGUUCCGGGUUGAAAGGACCGGAGAAAGCAACAUGUAACCUGCAGCAUGUUAAGUCCAGUCUGUCCCAUGGAAAACUCAAAUUCCUCUAACAAAACAUGUUCAUUGUGUGUUACAAGCUAUGUUACAAGUUGCUUUUAUAUUAAUUAAAGUAUUUUGUUUUUGGCAA